This is a messenger RNA of Salvelinus sp. IW2-2015, 3075 nucleotides long. RefSeq names its product C-X-C motif chemokine 13. Gene Ontology annotation, molecular function: chemokine activity. The record is from RefSeq and is a predicted model, not a curated record. Gene Ontology annotation, cellular component: extracellular region. Gene Ontology annotation, biological process: chemotaxis; immune response; defense response. Lineage: Eukaryota; Metazoa; Chordata; Actinopteri; Salmoniformes; Salmonidae.
GAGCAGUUCGAUCUUGAUCUUUAACCUCAGCCAACCCAGACUCAAGAUGCCCUUUAAUCCACACUACUUGUUGGUCGUCCUGACUCUCUGCUGCUUUGCUGCUCUUCACGCGUUUCCUAUGGGUGGCUUUGCUCCACGUGUGACGUGUCGRUGCAUCCGGACGUCCUCUGCCUUCAUCUCUCCGAUGCGGUUUCACAAGUUGGAGAUCUUACCUGCAGGAGCCCACUGUAGCCGCAUUGAGAUCAUCGUAACCAAGAAGGACAAGACCAUCGUCUGUGUGAAUCCAGAGGCAAGAUGGAUCAACAAGGUCAUUUCCCUGUUAAAAAGUAACAAGGGAAGUGCAGGUGUCCCCAUCUCAACCACUACGGACGGCAUCAACAUGAUAGUGGAACAGCCACAGUAAACAUCAUCACAUCAGUCAAUCUGGAGCCAAAUGGAAUGAACACAAUACACGUUUACGUAAUACCAAUGCAUUAAUUUGUAAUAUAGUAAUACCAAAUAAUUUAGUUUCUCUGAAAUUAUCUCUGUACGUAUGUGUUAUUAUUUAAUGUCUUUAUAAUGUAUUGUCUCUAACACAGAAAAAUAAAGAUGUACAAGACAUACUUUUUAAAAUGACAAUUUUAUUGCGUGAGGGGGGACAAUUAUACAAUUGCUGAUGAGCGUGUAUAUUUUAUUUUUAUGUGAACAUUAUUACCCCAAAUAAAUCCAUAAAACUAAACACUGUUUUCAGAGUAAUACAAAAGUUAGCACCUCCACCUCCGAUUGGUUGACAGAUUCCACUCCCAGCAGGAGGUGGGACCUGGGUGGUCGUAGUUUACUCAACUUAAACCCUUUUCCUCUUUGGGGGAGCAUAGGUCAUUCUCAAACUUCCUGGUCAUAGUUUAGGCCUUGUUUCUUGCCCAAACAGCGUCUACUUCCUUGUCCUUGAUCACAUGGUUUUGUAUGAACGUAUUGACACGACCACAUUGACCACAAUCCCUCUGUCCAUACUCUGUGUCAAAUAUGUUUUAUGAUUAGAGGUAAAAAAAACAUUGAAAUCCAACGGUUUUAGGUACACCAUGUAGGAUGGAAGGCUGGGAUGGAUACAUAUGGGUCAGAAACUCAAGACAAACACAUAUUUAAAAAGUGCUUUCUUUUUAAUCACACUAAAACGAUGACCUAGCAAUGGCAUUCAGCUUUAAACCUGAAUUAACAUACUAUAGAUGCUAACAUUUCUCUUCUAAAAGAAAAAGUGGCUUAGGUCUGAAAAGAACAAGUGAUAUUCACCAAAGUCUAGAGUUCACUAUUCAAAAGAUGUCUGCUAACAAAACCUCUAGCAAUUUGAUCACUCUGUGCCAAGUCUACCUAAUUAUGACCCGAAUGAACGAAUAAAAACUKAAUUGAAAUCAAAUAAAAACCUUCCUACAUUCAGAAAGCCACCGGAACGUGUGCAGCUGGGUAGCAGUUGUUUGAGCCUCCGGUCUAGCCGUAGAUAUGAAACCCUCUAUGGGUCUAGAAUGGUCUCCGAGGYGCUACCAGUGGUCACUCUCAAUAUGGCCGACACAAGCAACUGAAUGAUCGUUCCUACUAGUGACGCACGGGUUGACUCAUAACCUGCAGUCCACCCGGUUAUAUCAGUGGGGUGAGGUUUAGGGUCAUGAACUAUUGAGUGGAUGAAGGGAGUGGGUAGUCUUGAGAAAAGAAAAUCUAUAAAUGUAUAAUUCUUGCUCAAUUUUAUAUGUAUAUGCUACACUGAGGCACUAUCUGGCAUUAGUGCUUAAACCUUAAGGCCAAAGCGGGCCAAAUAGCCUACAGCCAAUCACCAGAUGUUUUUGGGAAUGGGCAAAAAAAAGUUAAUGUCGAUCCAAGGAGGAAAAAAAAAAGACAAUGUCGGAGUUAAAUUCAAUAACAGAAGAGCUGCGAAAUAAAUAAUUUUAAAAAAGCGAAGUGAGGGCUAGAAAUGUAAUGUUUGGGAAAUAUUUUGGUGACGUGUUGAAGGAGGAUGAUAGCAGCGGCGGUGGCUACGUUAUGUGUGAUGAUUGUGAGAAGCUAUAUCAAAUUUGACAGUCACGUCAACGGAACUGUAGCCUAAUGUUCAGAUGGGUUGAAUGGAAACUGACACUGACUGUCGGGUCUAUAACUCCUCACAUGGGCCUUAAUAUGAACUCCUGUAGGGAAAAAACAUAUCUAGCAGUAGAAUUAUCAACCAAAUGUAUGCAACAUUUUUUACUCUGGAACAACAGUGGAGAAAUAUUACUUAUUUCAGCAUCUUGACCGAAUGUGAAUGCUCAUUUAGAUACCAUCUGUAGAGCUGCCAUCUGUAGAGCUGCCAUCUGUAGAGCUGCCAUCUGUAGAGCUGCCAUCUUUAUCAGCGUCAUAAAAAUGGAUAGUAUUUCAACCACAUAAAAAUGUACAUCCAAGCAGAACUAAAAUGUUAUCAGAAACACGUUGGUUUGUUUUCACAGCWUUCUAUUUCKUUUCAACCGGUCAAACUGACAUCAUUUGGAAAUUCUGCACAGAAAAUGUUUCCCGUUUAAUAAUACAUUUAAAAAAAUCUCCAGUUAUUGCAUUUUAUCCCCGGUCCCUGAACAUCUUUGCUCCACGAAAGAAGCAGAGAUGACAGAAAAGUUUACCGAUGUCAACUACACUGAAGCGUUCGUUCUAUUGAUUUGAUGACAUUAUUCUGGUGAGCAAGUAUCUAAUGAUAGUUGACUAACAAAUAGCCUACCAACAUGUUGGAAAUUGUAUAAAAUCUUGCACCCACUGUCAAAAAACAACUCAAAUCAGGAAAAGUAAUUCCAUACAUUUAAAAAAUAAAUACUUUUCAAAUAAAUAGCUUAAGUUUAUUGAGAAAAACACUGCAAAUAGAUGCCAUUUUUUCCAAUUAUUGAAUUGGAAUUUCAGUUAACUUUGAUGUGAAUUGCAACAGAAGGGGGCAACCCGAGUGGUAUGAAAAAGGGUUCUGGUGACACUGCGUGGCAUCCCUGUACCUCAUCUACGUUUAACUUCACUUGUCAUAUACCUUCUGAGGUUGGAGCAGGGGAUGAUAGAAGAGAAGAAGGAUGGGAGGGAGGGAGGGAUGGAGAUAGAUGGGAG